GCAGUGUACAGACUGUACUAGGUUACCACGAUCAAUGCUUUGGCAACCACUCGGUUAACCAUAGCUAAAUUAACGUUAGUGUAUGGGACGUUGACAUCAAGGACUGUAGACGCACUCCACGACGUCAGCACUUCGUACAACAUGAAGUUUCAAAGAGUCAUCAAGCAUCGCAGCCGGAGACGACGACGGCUGGGGCGAAAUGGUGUCAUCUCGCAACUUUGUAGUCAAUUCACUGAUUUGAGGAUCUAGCUCGACUUCGCGCACGGGUUCGGCACUGGUGUCAAGAACUGGUGCAAAAUCAGCACCAUUCAAGUCGCGGGGUGUCACGUCGCACUCAGACAUGGCACCUUCGAGUUGCGAAUCGACUGGUGCAGGUGAUGGUUUCUCUAGGGACGAUGUUCCAAGUGCCGUGUCGGAGGCAUCAAUGACAUCUUCAGCCACGUCGUUCCCUGCAUGUUUAGAAUUGAUGUAGUCGGUGUCUGGGCAUUCUGGGGAGUCGUGAACGCCAGUCUCCGUGGUCAGUCCAGUUGCGGCUUGCGUGGCGUUAGCUUUGCCGUGCCACUUUCGGUCUGCGGCUUCUCGAGCUUUGUUGAGGGGACGUUUGAGCCAGUACGAUCCCUUCACAUGAUGCACAUACUGACAGCUACGUUCUCGCGAUGCCUUGGCGUCGGCUGCAAUCCUCUGCAGCUGGUUGUGGACGUGCUUUCGAGUGGUGUCGUGGGAUCUCUUGGACGAUUGGUCGUGGCGAUGUUUCUGCGUGAGAAUCGCUUGGGCUCGCUGGGUCACGUCGCCGCUCUUCUCAAGCGCGUGGGUGGUUAGCCCAAGAGAUGCUUUCCGCUUGUACCAUCUCAAGUCCAUUGCCAUCGUGACUUGCGCUUUGGCUCGAUCCUGGAGCUGCCGCAUUGCCACUUUGGUCUGGGCCAGCCGGUCGUGUCGGUUCUUGGGCGGCUCCGUCAUGACGCUUCGACGCCACUCGCGCUUGAGUUGUCGUUUCAACGCGUCGUCAGCUUCCGCUUUCAUUUGCACCUUUUUCACACGGGCGUUCCAGUCGGACACUCGUUUCGCAGCAAUUUUCGCAGCAAUGCAGAUCGCGUCGUUGUCCCCACGAACGUUGCUUGCGAUUGCAGUCUCGUCCGGGCAAGGCGGGGGCGUUGGGAUCGGAUCCUCUCGACGGCGGCAGUGCUUGCGAAUCGUCGCCUCGUCGUACGAGUUGCACACGACGAGCAGCAGUGGUGGCGCCACGACGCCCUUGUCGCAAUCUGGACAGGUUGCAGUUGAAGCGAUAUCAUGGGAGUCGUGAAGUAGGCGUGGCACUGCUGUUGGCACAUCAGAGUUGUUUCGUUGCUGAACGGCACUUUCAGUGAUUAGAAUGGCAGACGUCGCCUUGCAAGGCAGGUCGUCGACAGACUUGUCGGCAACGAUCUGGUCCAACACGAUCUCAUCUGCGGACGCCUCAUGCUCAAAGUCGGCAUCAUCUCCGUAUUCGUCACAGUCAUCAGCCAUGGCAAUCACUUUUUCUGGCGGGAACACUUGGGAAGUCC
Molecule: messenger RNA, 1541 nt
Organism: Aphanomyces astaci
Lineage: Eukaryota; Oomycota; Saprolegniomycetes; Saprolegniales; Verrucalvaceae
Exons: 1
Coding region: 454-819 (121 amino acids)
Source: RefSeq, a predicted model, not a curated record